Molecule: messenger RNA, 906 nt
Organism: Rubroshorea leprosula
Lineage: Eukaryota; Viridiplantae; Streptophyta; Magnoliopsida; Malvales; Dipterocarpaceae
Source: the annotation of a GenBank genome assembly
AUGAUAUUAGAGCAGAUUUUAAAAGUUGAUCUUCAGAUUUUGGUGGUAUCAGAGUACAGUAUGAUAAGUUCCGAGCCUUGUGCAUUUGUGGGACCCUCUCACGAGUGCACGGCGUCUGCCACGUCCUCGGAUUUGGGUUCUGGGGCGUGACAGAUUUAGUGGUAUCAGAGCUUAGGUUGGAAUUAAGAGCUUAAGUUUAAAUUAAGAGCUUAGGAUUAAACUAAGCACCUCCAGAUUGAGUGGCAUUAGAGCAGAUUGAGUGAUAUCCGAGCCUAGGUUUAAUUGAAUACCUAGGAUUUGUUUUGGACUUGGCUAGCUAGUGGAUUUUAGAACCGUGGUGAGACGAGUGAUGGGGUAUAUAAGGAACGAUUCUGAUUCGUGUUGCCUGAAUAUUCUAAUCCAUUCUGAUGAGAUGGAUAUCUGAUUGUUCUUGUUUCCUGCCUUUAUAUACCCUGUGUAGAUCCAUGAGAUAAAUCUUGUCCGCCAUGUUCUUGAGACCUUGUUUUGAACUUGGUCAUUUUCUGAUUGUCCGCACUUGUUUAGGCUUGUUACGUGAAUAGAAUUUGUGUGCUCUUUUGCCACCAUUGUGAAAUCUGGGGAGUUGCAGAGACUUUUGUUAUUGAUCCUGUUAGUCUCUACAGCAUAACUGGUGGAGAAUUUGUUCUGUUUGUCACAUGACUAGUGGAGGAUGGGUAAACCCUCUACUUUGUAAGAGAUUCCAGGCUAUUUUAGCAAAUGUUGUGUGUUUUCUAGCUGCGUUUUAGGAGCUGGAUUACUUGUUAAUUCCGUUGCUCCUUAUCUUUCUGAAAGUCUUAUAGUGAGGUUUCACUUUUUCCCACUUGAAGCUUUAUGGUCUUUUCAUGUGGCUCAUUUGUCUGUAUUGGUUAAUCAAGAGCAGUGAGUAUU